Ixodes scapularis (black-legged tick) is the source of this 1034-nucleotide messenger RNA. RefSeq lists its product as uncharacterized. The coding region runs from base 1 to 969 and encodes 322 amino acids. NCBI's taxonomy places the organism in Eukaryota, Metazoa, Arthropoda, Arachnida, Ixodida, Ixodidae. The transcript is spliced from 3 exons. The record is from RefSeq and is a predicted model, not a curated record.
AUGCUGCCAUGGGCGCCGCCAUCCCGGCUGGCGGCCCUGUGCUUCGCGUGCGCCUGGGCGGCCGCGUCACGCGUGUCCGACGACGACGCAGACCUGGAGACCGACGUCCCCGCGCAGGACGACCCGGACAGACUGCAGUCCGGCGUGCCCUGCGACCAGUGGGACGCCGCCGAAAGCGUCUGUUGGUUUCGCCGCCAGGUGGGGGACACUCUGACCCUGUGGCUUCGCAGCGGAGGCUCUGGCUCCGUAGUAUGGCGUCGUCGGUACCGGGCUCUAGACGAGUCUCGAGGCGACGCCCUGGUCACUCUGCGGCGCGACAACGCUCCGUGGAACGUUGCCUUGGGCGCCGGAGAGUUGCGCAUUUCGCCCAUCACGGACUCAGACCUCGAGCCCAACAGCUGGGAGGCGAGUGCCGGUCCCUUGGGCAACAUCAGCUUCAGGAUAUCGAUCCUCGCCCUGGACCUGGGACCCGUGUUUCGCGGGGACCAGGUUACGCUGCACAUCGAGCACUUCCUCACUCUGCCCCUCGAGUCGCUGCAGUUCCGAUGGGAACUCGAAGGCGGAGUUCCGCUAGCCGCAAACAUGAAAGUGAGCCCUUCAGGUCGGUCACUGAGGAUAACGGGCCUUCGCCGCAGUCAAGGAGGUGUGCUCGCCUGCUCAAUCUUCUCAUCCACUGGCCUUCUUGUGGCUCGGAGACGCUUUCUCGUUCGGGAGCCUCAGGAAGAACCACUUCCCGAGAUCCAGAGCCGCCUCGUGCUCGCGGAAACGAAACGCGUGAAACGGAGCGUGUUGCGUGCUCGGCGUCGCCCCCACAGAGAUCCGAACGAUGGGAUGCUACUGAGCCGUUGCAGCAGGGCUACCCAGUGCAGCCUACACGCACAAUGCAGCAGGGACUCCGGUUACUGCCUCUGCGCCGACGGCUAUCUGGGCAAUGGACUCUUCUGUUGGGAGGACGAGCGACCCUCGUGACGAAACAGCAUCCCCCAUCGACAGCGACGGUGACGACCACUUCAAGUCGUAGUCAAGCGAAGCCA